Molecule: messenger RNA, 350 nt
Organism: Echinostoma caproni
Lineage: Eukaryota; Metazoa; Platyhelminthes; Trematoda; Plagiorchiida; Echinostomatidae
Source: the annotation of a GenBank genome assembly
UCCAUGUUGGUCAGCUGAGUUUGAGCACCAGUGCGGCUAACCAGUUCCUAAUCUCCCUCACCAAGCAAUCCGAUGAGACAACACCGUCGUCCGCAAUACAAGAUUACGGUCACCUACGUCUGUUCCUCACUUGGGAUUUCUACGAUUUUGAAACACAGGCUACACCUGUUCGAAAUGGGAUUGAAACGGAUUUCAAUCUGACUGUUCAAUAUCCGGUCAAUUUUGAUGACAUCAUGCUGGGCUAUUUGCAUCGAGGUCAGUGCGUGAUCGAAUUGCAUCAGAGCAUGCAGAACCAGUACCGGACAAUUGCCAAAGGACAACUGAAUAUGGCCGCUCUACUGGAAACAACG